UUAUAAAUUUUCUACUUUGUCGGGCUUUCGAAGUGUCAACUCUACGUUGCUCUGCUAUCGUCCCGCGCCAUCUUUGCCCUAUUUAAUUCAGAAGUGAUGCCUUGCUGUACUGCUGUGUCAACGUCCAGCAUAUGUGGAGGAUGAGUCUCGUCCAAUGAAAGGAUCUAUGGACUUGACUGAUAUAGAAGAAAAUGACCAGACCAAGAGUAGUGAACCUUCAUCAUGUGUAGAAGAUGGCAGCCUCCUGGUGUGGGGCAGCGGGGAGUUCGGACAGACCGGACAGGGGAGGGUGGGGGAUGUGGGCGUCACAGAGGGGCUGGUGGCAGAGUUUCCCCCCAAGAAUGGAGCUGGAGUAAAGCUGCUAGCCUGUGGAGCUAGCCACUCUAUUGUUGUAACAGUUGACAAUGAAGUCUAUGCUUGGGGGAAUGGACACAGUGGACAGCUUGGCUGUGGGGACAAGGAGACCCGACUCACACCGACCAGACUCCAUCUCACAGACAACCAGGAGCUUCCAGAUGUGGCAGGGAUAACUUGUGGCAGCAGACAUUCUUUUGCCUGGCUAACUAAUGGCAAAUGUUACAGUUUUGGCAACAAUUACUAUGCACAGCUGGCCUAUAACUUCAGAAUACAGAACUACAAGGAAAACCAGCUGAGGCCCACACUACUGGAGAUGUUUGUACACAGGAAAGUGGUGCAGGUUGCCUGUGGAGACAGACAUACCCUGUUCCUGACUCAGGAGGGACGGGUUGCUGCCUGUGGGAACAAUGCGAAUGGUCAGCUGGGUACAGGGGAGCCGAGCGACAUGGUCUGCCCAAAGAUGUUGGACGGCCUUGAAGGUGUGAGUUGCAUAGCCUGUGGGUCGUACCACAGCUUAGCUGCCACAGGUGCUGGCGACUUGUACGUGUGGGGAAGUGGAAAGCCUUGUGGGACCAGGAAAGGAGACAUUCUCACUCCCACCAGACUGAAAACCAGACAUGCUAAUAUCGUAAUAGUUGCAGGAGGAUGCUCCCACAGUCUGGCUUUAACAGGGCCAGCUUGGACAGGGGGAGGAGGUUCUGUUCCUGAGCGAGCCGACACGGAUCAGACACGACCUCCUGAAGUGCAGGGUGGUGCAGAUCUCCUGUGGAGAGAGUUACAGUGCAGCACUUACAGACCUGGGUGAGCUGUACAUGUGGGGAAAGAACAGCAGUAUCAUCCAUCCUGACCUGGCAGCGACCCGCAGGAUCCACAGUCCACGCAGGGUUCACACAGGGGGUGUCUAUGUGCGCAGGAUCGUGUGCGGGGCUUGGCACGCAGCCGCUCUCACCGGGAAGCCAGAUUGGCAGAGAGACAGCAAAGCCAGUGACCUAAGUGACCUCUCUGACUCAGAAGACCUUGAGUCUGUAGCUGAAGGAGGGAGCACUUCCAUAGCCUGGUCAUGUGACCCAAUCAGCUCUCCUUCCCAGAAUGUGACGUCAGAGGCAGCGAUGGACAAGCGCUUGGAGAGAGAGCGGACCAAGAUUAGCCUGGCAGAGUUUUAUGCAGCCACCCCCGAGCCAAGCCCCAAGGCCAGGAGGCCAGAUGAAGCCCUCCCUACAGAACAUCUUAGACAAAGUGAGCCAAUGGAAGCCUUUGUAGAAGAGACCCAGGAAGACUUGACAUUGGAAGACAACGAGGGUAGGUUUGUCUACGAUGAUGAUGACUAUGAGGAAGAUGAAGAAGAAGAUGAGGAACUCCACGACUUGUAUGAAGAUGAUUAUGAAGAAGAUGAUGAUGAUAACGAGUCAAUGACAGCUGUCAAUCAUGAUGCCAAAUGUAAUUCUGAAGUGACAAUCAAUGACAAUCAUAAGAAAAUGGAAAAAAUGACAAAUAAGGUUGACAGUACUAUUCAAGAAUCGUGCAAAACUGAAAGCAGCAUGUCCACGGAAAGCCUCCCCUUAUCCAAGGAGGAAGGAUAUGACAGUCCUAUGCAAGAGCCAUCGGUAAAGGAAAGAAGGAUUUCAGCUAACAGUCCGUCCAGCUCAACAAAGCCAGCAACAAGUGCCAUAGCACAGAAUUUCAUUCCUGCUUUAACAGGACUGCGUCACCAACUACUAAGCCGUCCACUGACUUCAAAGACCGUCCAGUUCUAGAAGACUUGGAGAUGCACCCAGAAGACAUGUCCAUGUCUAUAGAUGAGGAAUAAGUAGCGAGACAGGUACAACAUCCUUCUGCUCUUCACCUGUUGGGUCGAACAGCAAGAAUAAAGUCAGCUUUAGUCCAGGCAUAGAACAUAGCAGUAGUAACCUACACAUGGGAGCAAAAGUCCCAGUCAUGCCAUCAAAGCCUCGCAGCCAAUCAGAAAGCUCGCAGUACCUUCCACGGUCCCGUAGUUUCAUGUCGGGCCCAACAAAUCGUAGCACAAAAUAUGUAUCGAGGCCGCAGACACAGGAACAUCACGCAGACAAAGCCCACAAAGUCAUGGUGACUAACUUUGGGUUCGUCGACCUGCCUGCGAGCAGUCAUCAGAGGGUUGCUCAUCCACCACCGAGGCCAAAGACUCAGGCCAGACCCAGGCAGGCUAGGGCAAGGGAUGAACCAUCCAGACAGAGUGGGAGUCGACCCAUGGUUCCUGUCCCACCUAGCAAGAGGCCAUCCACAUCUUCCGACAUGCAGUCUGUCGCAUCACUGUGGAGUUCGAGGGAGAUGCCGUCCAGUAGAUCCGCAAUGUCUUCCAAGAUUCAGACUCCUUCCAGAAGAAGACCAUCGCACCUUAAAAACAUCGCUUCCUCCACAAAUCCCCAGGUCCAGGAUGCUGCAAAUCACAGGCUAGAAUUUAAGAAAAGUAACGCCGGUCCCUACGAUAUGCAAAUGUCCAGUCCAAAACGGGACCCCGUUGUCGAACGCAAGCCAUACGUACUAAGGUCCCAUCCGUUCCAGCCCGCUAGUGUGCUAGAGAGGAAGGGCAGCGGUGAGGUUGUGCAGUCUAGGCACAGGGAUAAUCGGGAGGUAUCGCUUCCAGCAGGUGGAUUGGCUUGGUCCAAGGUUACCGGCCUGACCAGGUAUCCCACGGAGGGGUCUGGUUCAAGUCAGGCUUCAGAUGGUGUGGGUCCAAAUCCACUUGUCAGCGAUGUAAUGGGCCCCAGCUGGGAGCAGCCAGUGUUUUCUUCUGGUACUGCCUGGCGGGCUAAGUCCAGAGCCAAAGAUCCCAUUCUGUCAGGCUCUAAAACAGAUCCCAAACCACCCCAACAGGGCAAACGAGGUGAAGUAGGGCCAAGCUAGGCAGGGCAGAGCUCAAGUAGUACAGGGCAAAGAUGUCAGGCAGGUCAGAGCACACACUAGCAUGGGCAGUCAGGGCUGAUUAUGAUACAGGGCCUUGAGGCAAUGCUGCUGCUGUCUUCUCAGGACAAGGGAUCUGUGUCAAUAGGGGAAAACAAGUCAAAAUAGCUGUGGUUGGAAAGGGACCAAAAAAUUAAUCCAAUGCAGUUGCAAUACUGGUAUUUGGAAAUGAUUACCAAGAGAUAAGACAGAGACACUUUAUACAAGCAUAAGUUUUGUAUUAAAAGAAAAAUGUGCUGAAUGUGUAAUCAUGUGAUUUGAGUAAUCAAAGAUAGCCUAUUUUUAUACUCCUGAUCUGAUGAUGAUUAAAUUGCUAUAUUUGAGAGGAAAAGAGAUUGAUGUACAUUUGUAAGUGUGAAAGAAUAUCAUUAUCUUUUGAUAAACAUUGUAGCCAAAUAUUACUAUAAAUUCCUAUGAUAUAAGUGCUGCUGCUGUGUUUCUUUAGGCUGUUGCUUGCUGUGAGUUUUUUUCUUUAUUUUUCAAGUCAUGAAGACAAAUCAACUUUUUCCUUAUCAGUGUUGAAAAUGUGCAAAAUAAGAAUGUCACUUUU
Branchiostoma floridae (Florida lancelet) is the source of this 3847-nucleotide messenger RNA. Its product is annotated as probable E3 ubiquitin-protein ligase HERC2. The record is from RefSeq and is a predicted model, not a curated record. NCBI's taxonomy places the organism in Eukaryota, Metazoa, Chordata, Leptocardii, Amphioxiformes, Branchiostomatidae.